AUGGGUAAUUGGUUAUCCUUAUGUUUAUUGGGAGAAAGGUCCAAAAAUAUUUUUAGAUAUUUGGAGAUUUUAUAUAUAAGAUGUUUUAAAAGUUAUAAUUAUAUAAGUUAUAUAAAGUUGAAAUAUAAUAAUAAGAAAGAUGAUAAGAUUCAAAGGAAUACGAUUAAUACAAGUACUGAUCUUAAUGAGGGGCAUAAAAAUAAAAAAGAGAAUUAUAUAAUUCGAGCUUUUUUGGAUAUGACAAAACAUGAAAAAACAUUAUUAUCUAUAGCUAUGAUAUUUCUAAUAAUAAAUGCUUACACAAAUAUAAGCUAUCCUAGAAUUAUGGGUGAAUGCAUUGAAGUAUC
Messenger RNA from Plasmodium gaboni, 347 nucleotides. Its product is annotated as putative ABC transporter (MDR family). The transcript has a single exon. The record is from RefSeq and is a predicted model, not a curated record. NCBI's taxonomy places the organism in Eukaryota, Apicomplexa, Aconoidasida, Haemosporida, Plasmodiidae. The annotation marks the transcript as partial.